This is a messenger RNA of Manduca sexta (tobacco hornworm), 4727 nucleotides long. RefSeq lists its product as uncharacterized. Gene Ontology annotation, cellular component: membrane. The transcript is spliced from 7 exons. NCBI's taxonomy places the organism in Eukaryota, Metazoa, Arthropoda, Insecta, Lepidoptera, Sphingidae. Gene Ontology annotation, molecular function: heme transmembrane transporter activity; heme binding. The record is from RefSeq and is a predicted model, not a curated record. The coding region runs from base 254 to 1669 and encodes 471 amino acids. Gene Ontology annotation, biological process: transmembrane transport; heme export.
ACUCUUGUUGAACGUGUUCAUAUCCAAAUAUAAUACUAAGAAUUUGAACAAUUAUUGGACCAAUAAUAUCUAGUGCGUCGAGUGCGUAAAAAGAGAUAAAAUAUCAAAUGAUCUUAUAAGGGAUUAGCUGGCGACAGGCCGAAGACGCCUUGAUAGGGACCAUUACAACUACGAAAACGAUGAAACAAGUGUCUUAUUUUGUGUAGUUUAUAAAUCUUUAAAUUAAGUGAUCAUUUGUGUUACCAGACUAAAAAUGUCUCUUAACAAAGAGGUGAAAUUAAACGGACUGUGCAAUCCGUCUGAACCAGUCAGUUCUAAGUUGUUAGUAACAGACGACGCGUCGAGAAGAGGUUCUAUAUCUGGCAGUGUUAUGGACGGCCUCACAAUGGACUCUAGCAAGGCUCCAUACAUAGUGUACAAGAGUAGAUGGUUAAUACUGACUCUAUUUGUGUUGUACUCUGCAUCGAACUCGCUGCAGUGGACGCAGUACGCGAUAAUACAGGACAUAGUGAUGAAGUACUACGGAGUAGACGGGACAGUUGUGUCAUGGACCUCGAUGAUGUACAUGAUAACGUACGUGCCUUUAAUAUUCCCCGCGAGCUGGCUGUUGAAUAAAACGGGCCUUCGCGUCACAACGAUCAUCGGAGCGUUCGGAACAUGCGCCGGCGCAUGGCUGAAGGUGUUCUCUGUGCCCCAGGACAUGUUCUGGCUGGGCUUCUUUGGCCAGACCGUGGUGGCCAUCUCGCAGGUGUUCAUACUGAACGUGCCUCCACGCCUGGCUGCCGUGUGGUUCGGUGCAGACCAGGUGUCUUCGGCUUGCAGUAUUGGAGUGUUUGGUAACCAGCUCGGCGUCGCUCUUGGUUUCGUGAUGCCGCCGAUGUUAGUGAAGGCUCAAGGCACGAUCGAAGAGAUCGGUGCUGACUUCCAGCUCAUGUUCUACCUGGUGGCAGGAUUCACCAGCGUAUUGUUUGUCUUCAUUGUACUGUUCUUCAAAGCGGCGCCACCGAGCCCGCCGUCGGCCGCCGCCGAUCUCGGCUCCAGUUUGGAUUCGAACUUCCUCCAGUCGAUCAAGCAGCUUCUCACCAACAGAAAUUACAUCCUACUGCUCAUCUCUUACGGCCUUAACGUCGGAACAUUCUACGCGAUCUCCACUCUGCUCAAUCAAGUCAUCUUGACUUACUACCCGGGAGCGCACGAAGACGCGGGUCGCAUAGGCUUGGUGAUCGUGGUGGCGGGCAUGGCGGGCUCGGUGCUGUGCGGCCUCGUGCUGGACAAGACGCACCGGUUCAAGGAGACCACGCUGGCGGUGUACGCCGCCUCCGUCGUCGGCAUGGUCAUCUUCACGUUCACGCUCGACUGCGGACUGAUCGGUGUCGUGUACCUCAGCAGCAUCUUGCUCGGAUUCUUCAUGACCGGUUACUUGCCCGUGGGAUUCGAGUUUGCAUCUGAAGUGACAUAUCCCGAGCCUGAAGGAACUACGUCUGGAAUUCUGAACGCUGUGGUUCAGAUAUUCGGCAUAGUGACGACCCUCCUGUACGAGUGGAUGCUGGGCGCGGUGGGCGACCGCUGGUCCAACCUCACGCUGUGCGCGCUGCUGGCGCUCGGCGCCGUCAUCACGGCCGGCAUCAAGUCCGACCUGCGGCGACAGGCCGCGCAGAACAAGGGCUAAGCGCUUAUACAGCCUGGCAACUUUAGUUUGUGAUAUGUGACAUCAAAGUAUUACUAAAUUAACUUUUACUCGAAACAUUUUAUUUAUUUGUAUUCAAUAUUUUUGUUUUGUAAAAUCUUCGUUGAAUAGUGACUUGGUCAUAGUUAAAGUUUUUAGUUUAUAAACAUAAUCCGUCAAAGAAUUUACUUUAUAGUGUCAUACCUACAGCAAGUCUGUUCAAAUUCAUAAUUUUGUACCUAUAGAUUAUAACGACAGAUAUAGUGUUAGUCUUGAAUAAUAGAGGGCGUUCUUUACAAUAAUUUUUAAACUAUUCCAAUUUUAAAACACUGCUACAGUUAGUUUUUAAAAUGUCUAUUAUAAAAAAACUAUGUUGUAAAAAUGUAUUUCAAUAUAAAUGAUUACAUUAUUAACUUUGCUAAAUAUUUAUGUGGACAUGUUUGAUACUAGAUUGGACUAGAAUUAUUAAUGAUCUUGAUAUACGGUAAUCGUGACAAUAAAACUUGUGACUGUAGUUAGAUGUUUUAUGAGAGUAUUUUGAGAAAAUGUAUCGUAAAUAAAUGUUCAGAGUGGUGAAAUAUAGUUGGAAAUAAUCCUUAACUUAUCAAUAAAUAUUUUUGAAUAUAAAUAGCGUGAUAAAUAGAUACACCCUAGUCAGCAAGUUCCAUAGAUAAACGUUUUGACGCUCAUACAUUUUGGAUAGAUUUUAAAUAGUGAACUAUAAGUUGGGUCUGCGUUGGGAUCCAAACUAUAUAUGUAUAAGUUAGGCUCGAAUAUUUUGAUUUCUCAUUAUGAUAUGUAUAUUAUUGAAAUACUGUGCGGGGAUAAUAGCAUAAAGAGGCAUCAUGCAUUUUUUAAUGUAACACCAUAUUGGUAACCAUAAUAUUAUGACAUGUUUCUACUAAUUGUUAAUGAAAAGUUAUAUUCAUGAUUGGUUAAAAGGCAUAGAUAAAAUCACAGAUUAACUAAAUGAUAUACCUAAAACGUUUCUGUGUGGCAUAAUUCAAUCGUAUAAUAAUGUAAUCCUUAGGAACGCAUUUUCUUUUUUUUAAAUACCUGUGUAUUAUAAAUGAUUUAAUAAUUUCACUUCGUGGAUACAAUAAAUACGCAUAAAUUAUUUUCACGGUACUUCGAUGCUUCUAAAUUAUUUUGACGAAUUUUUGCUACAAAACUAGAGUAAGUAGAUUAAAUCAAAUAGAUGUGAUAUUUAAAACUCGGCCUAAAAGGUCACAUAUAGUCUAUGUUUCAGGUUUUAUUUAUGAUUUUGGGACAUUUGUCCGUAUCUUUACUGCUAAACAAGCCACGUUCCUGUAUUCAGAAAGUAAAAAUCAUUUUUUUUUAUAUAUUAACCAUUUUAGACUUCAUACUGUGUAUCGAUUAUUCGCGAAUUGUAUUGUUUUAAUUUUACAUUCACAGUCUUCAAAAAGAUACAGGACUUCAAAACGGAUGAUGAGUAACAAGUUUUCACGCAAUCUCCUAAUAUUAAGAUUUUAUUGAUUUAAUAAUUAAUAGAGCUGCUUUCAUGUAUAUCCUAUUAUUAUGAGGAGGUACCCGUUUUAUUAUUUAUCACUGUAUAUAUUUCUAACGUUUUAACUUAUUUUUUUUUUCUUAUAUUAAAAGUAUUAUUAUCUAUAUUAAUUUAAAGAUUGUAAUAUAUUCAUUGUCUCUCGAAAUAGACCAAUUUAUUUAUUUAAUGGAAUUUUAAAUAACAUUCUUCGAAUCCAAUUUUGGAGAUUUUUUUUAAAUAUAAUUCAAUACAUAAAAAGGCAUUUAUAUUUUUAACUUAAAUACAUUUUCAUUAUAUCAGUGCCAAUGCAUUUAAAGCGAUAAUAUUAUGCAAUUGCUUCAUAUAUAUUAAUUAUUAUUUUUCUAAGUAGGCUGUGUAAUGAUAAACAUAUUUUGUCGUUAGUUCCUAAGAUUUGUAAAAUAAUUUAUUAUUUUUAUAACGUAUCCGAUUCGAAUAGUAUCUUCAGAAUAAUUUGUGGAGUUAAACAAGUUAUCUGGGUUUUUUAUUAAUAGGAAACCAAUAAAGGAAGUUCACUUGAUGAUUCCGACUAAAUAUCCAUGAAAUUAGACACGGUAAUGGAAAUAGAGCGUGAAUUAAAAAUACUUAUGCUAAUUUAAUUCGCAACGACUUAUGUUUUAUUAAGCAAAUUCUAUCAAUCAAAAUAUAGUAAAUUGUAAAUGCAAUAACAAAACAAAACUUUUAAUUUUAUUUCGGCCUAUACUUUUGUGAUUUAUCCAUGAAUAUAAAGAAAAUUUCAAAAAGGAAUGUAUAGCAUAGUUACGGGUAUAAAACGAUUGUCUCCUUCUGUAAUGACAAUAAUUCAAAAUAAAUAUAAUUGCUUAAAAUAUAUAUAAUAUGUACAACUAGCCACAAAAUUUGCUCAACAAAUUUAAAACUUCGAAACGCUUUUACAUAUGACUGCAAUCGAAAUAUUUAUUUAUCUUUAUCUAAAUUAAAGUAAACUUGAAGUUUAUUUUAAUGAAGUAAACAUGAAUGUCGAUUCGGGGACAAAAUUCAAAAUUAAAAAGUGAUUUGACAUUUUGAAUUUGUUCAGCUACUUUUGUGGUUGAUUGUAACUACCAUUUAUAAAUUAUACAAUAUUUUUCGUAUUCUAAUGAUAUCAUGAAAUAAUUUGAAUUCGGCGUAUUUUUUAACAGUAUACAACUCAUGAAACUUAAAAUAUGUAUUUUCUACUGAUUGCAAGACAAUAAUAUUGUAGUAGUGCAGUAUAGAAAAUAGCUAUGUCUUAUAUCAACUCGUCUUUUCUAAAGAUUUACUAAAUGAUAUUGAUGAAAAUAAUAUACUAUCGACAUAUUGUGGUUACAGCAUACUAAUAGGAAUUGUGUGCGUCAUUUUAUUGAUUCUUAAUAAUUGUUCAUGCCCAUGUGUUUAUAUCCAACAUUAUUGUUUUCGCUUUAAAAGCUAUAAAUAAGAGCUUUUUGCAUUUCCGCAAAAAUCAUUCCAAUCGAUGUUGUAUGUAGUUAUAGUUAGUAAGUAAUUACUAUAUUGUAAUGUUGAAUAUAAAUGUUCAAUAAACGUUCGUUGAGAAAUUAA